AUGUGUAAGGAAUUCCCGACCACACUGAAGGGCCCUGCAAGGGUUUGGUUCAGUAGGUUGACACCAAGCUCCAUCAAUACUUUCAAGGAGUUGAGCGCCCAGUUCACCUUGCACUUCAUAGGCGGACAUCGGUACAAAAGGUCCACCGCGUGCUUAAUGAGCAUCAAGCAGCGAGAAGACGAGACGUUGCGGGCCUACAUAACUCGUUUCAAUAAAGAAGCCCUUUCAAUUGACGAAAUUGACGAUAAGAUACUCGUAGCUACAUUUACUAGCGGGCUACGGAAGGAUAAGUUCUUGUUUUCUUUAUACAAGAAUGACCCAAAGACCAUGACGAACGUGCUCUACAAAGCUACCAAAUACAUGAAUGCAGAAGAUGCAUUGCUAGCCCGCGAGGAAAAGCCUAAAAAGAGGGAGAGGCAGGAGGACACGCGACAAGAUAGGGGGCGAAAGGUUGCUAGAACCGGGGAUCAACGAGAUGAAAAGCGCCCUAGACCCCCCACUAGAAGGUUCACUAAUUUCACCCCAUUAACCGCCCCAAUCGAUCAAGUAUUAAUGCAAAUCAAAUAUGAAGAAGCAUUGACGUUCCCUGCCAACUGCUACAACCUGAAACAGCAGAUUGAGGCCCUUAUCAGGCAAGGGAAGCUACAGAGGUUCGUCAAUAGGGAAAGAACCGAUAUGCCAGAGGAACAGGCUCCACGACGGGAGAAUGAGCGCCCUAGACCACCUAUAAGGGACAUAAGAAUGAUUGUAGGGGGCACAGCCGCAACCGGAUCUUCCAAGAAAGCCCGCAAAACCUACCUCAGGAUGAUCCAUAGUGUCCAACUCACAGUAUUCGUACCAAAGAUGCCGCAAAUCGAUAACCCUGUCAUUGGAUUUUCAGAGGAUGACACCCGAAGACUUCACCAUCCUCAUGACGAUGCACUUGUGGUCAGCUUGCAAAUAGGGGAUUAUAACAUGCAUCGGGUCCUCAUUGACAACGGCAGCUCAGCAGACAUCCUGUACUAUCCAGGAUUCCAGCAAAUGAGAAUUGACAAGGAACGGUUGACCCCAACGAAUGCCCCACUCAUGGGAUUUGGGAGAACGAAGGUGUUCCCUUUGGGCGCAAUAACACUAGCUGUGACGGCGGGUGACUAUCCUCAGUAG
Quercus lobata is the source of this 1143-nucleotide messenger RNA. RefSeq lists its product as uncharacterized. Lineage: Eukaryota; Viridiplantae; Streptophyta; Magnoliopsida; Fagales; Fagaceae. The transcript has 2 exons. The record is from RefSeq and is a predicted model, not a curated record. The coding region runs from base 1 to 1143 and encodes 380 amino acids.